Molecule: messenger RNA, 1257 nt
Organism: Dermacentor silvarum
Lineage: Eukaryota; Metazoa; Arthropoda; Arachnida; Ixodida; Ixodidae
Product: lipase member M-like
Exons: 9
Coding region: 1-1206 (401 amino acids)
Biological process (GO): lipid metabolic process
Molecular function (GO): hydrolase activity, acting on ester bonds
Source: RefSeq, a predicted model, not a curated record
AUGCUAUGGCUUCUCUGCUGCACACUGUGGUUUGCCUGCCGUGUCCAGCGAUCGUGCAGCUUGAGCCCGUGGCAACCCGACGCGUUUCUGAGCCCGGCCGAACUCGUGCGCAGCAAGGGUUACCCGGCCGAGGAACACGUGACUGUCACCGAGGAUGGCUACGUGCUCAGCUUGCAGCGCGUGCCCAGAGGUGGAAGACAGCUGCCCGGCACGCUCUCGGGGCCACCGGUCCUGCUCGUCCACGGGUUGCUGUCUUCGGCUGCCGAGUGGGUCAUCAACUACCCGCACCAGAGCCUCGGAUUCCUGCUUGCCGACGCCGGCUACGAUGUGUGGCUGGGAAACUGCCGCGGCACACCUUAUUCGAGGGGCCACCGGGAGUACAGUGAUAGUGACGGCCGAUACUGGGACUUUCGUCUGGAUGAAGUGGGGCUGCUGGACCUACCCGCCCUGGUGGACUACGUGCUGGCAAGCACGGGAUGGCCGCAGCUCUUCUUGGUGGGAUUCUCCCAGGGGAACACGGCCGCAUGGGCGAUGCUGGCUGACAAGCCGCAGUAUAACGACAAAAUACUGUUGCUCGUCGCCCUUGCACCCGUUGCAAACAUGACUUUCAUCCGAAGCCCCGUGCGCUUUCUAGUCCCUAUCUCCCCCAUUCUCACGGCAUCGGCCAUCGUUGCCAACCAGGGUCGGCUGCUCGUGAGACCAGAGUGGCUCCGCCGUGCUGCUUACGCCCUGUGCGAGUCACCACUGCGCUACGCUUGUGCGCUGCCCAUUUUCUUCCUCUUUGGCGUGAACCCCAACCAGCUAAACCAGUCACGGUUGGCCGUCUACACUAGUCAUCUGCCCUCGGGUGCUUCCAAGAGGAACGUCGAACAGUACGCUCAGAUCAUCCGAGCCAGGAACUUUGUCAAGUACAAUUACGGACCCCAGAGGAACUUGUACCUGUAUGGCACGGUGGAGAGCCCAGCCUACGACUUCUCAAGAAUAACAGCGCCAGUGGCCCUCUUCAGUGCUCGAAAGGACUUCUUCGCCAACCCCGAGGAUGUUUCCACGCUUCGACGAAGCCUGCCCAAUGUCGUGUUAGACUACAUUGUUCCAGAUCCGGACUUCACGCACUUGGACUUUGUUUUAGGUACUGAAGCAGCCGCAUUCGUCUACAGGCCACUCAUUGAUUUCAUGAAUAAUUGGGUGCUUCUAAACGGGACGUAAAAGGAAUACAAACACGAAGCGAGACGCUGGCUGAUCUUUUUUGUAAAGUAC